AUGGGGACCUCCAGCAUCUUCCUCUGCCUCCUAUACCUCUGUGGGGCACUGGGUCUCAACACUUCUCCUGCCCCAAGACGGCUCCGCUGUUAUCUCUGCAAUUUUGCCAAACCCUGUUAUCCUGUCCCCACUGAGUGUCAGGAUGAUGAAGUUUGUAGCAUCAGCACUGGUACCUCAGAGCAGGGUGAGACCAUUGAACGGAGGGGCUGCAUCUUAAAGUCCCAGUGCCCCCUGCAAGGCCAAGCCACCUAUUGGUCUCGCUCCUACACGCUGCUGCACCGCUGCUGCCAUCAGGACCUGUGCAACUCGGCCAUGGCCCGGCAGAGGCUCCCCAGCCCCCUCCUCCUCACCACUCCACUUCUUCUUGCUGCUGGCUUCACCUGGGGAGGCCACCUCUUCCACUAG
Elephantulus edwardii (Cape elephant shrew) is the source of this 405-nucleotide messenger RNA. RefSeq names its product sperm acrosome membrane-associated protein 4-like. Gene Ontology annotation, biological process: desensitization of G protein-coupled receptor signaling pathway; acetylcholine receptor signaling pathway. The record is from RefSeq and is a predicted model, not a curated record. The transcript has 3 exons. Gene Ontology annotation, cellular component: plasma membrane. Bases 1 to 405 code for a protein of 134 amino acids. Gene Ontology annotation, molecular function: acetylcholine receptor binding; transmembrane receptor protein serine/threonine kinase activity; acetylcholine receptor activator activity. Lineage: Eukaryota; Metazoa; Chordata; Mammalia; Macroscelidea; Macroscelididae.